Neoarius graeffei (lesser salmon catfish) is the source of this 1098-nucleotide messenger RNA. RefSeq lists its product as uncharacterized. The coding region runs from base 1 to 1098 and encodes 365 amino acids. The record is from RefSeq and is a predicted model, not a curated record. Gene Ontology annotation, biological process: response to bacterium. NCBI's taxonomy places the organism in Eukaryota, Metazoa, Chordata, Actinopteri, Siluriformes, Ariidae. The transcript is spliced from 10 exons.
AUGAACACACAAGAGAAAACAGAUCUAGUCCAACCUGGUAGACGCUGGGUUGCUGCACAAUCCCUCACAGAGUCAGGAGUUUAUCAGCCUGAUAAAGAGCUCAGUGUGGAUAUCGGAGACUCGGCGACUCUGCAGUGUUGUAUUUCUGAAAAUGUAUUUGGGGUAAUCGCCUGGUUUAAGCAACCAAACAGAAAAAAACCUCAGAUUAUAGUCAGGGUGUAUAAAACUGCUGGAGAUACAUUUUACAGUGAAUUCCAAAAGUCACAUUUCCAAAUAGAAAGAUCUUCAAACUGCUUCAAUCUGAUCAUUUUAAACAUCAUUCAGUCUGAUGAAGCCAUGUACUACUGUGCACUGACGGACCUCAUGCCCGUGUUUGCAGAUGGAACUUAUUUAAAAAUUAAAGGUGAACAUGUUACUAUUGAAUCAGAAACAUCUAAACCAGCUCUGGGUGAUAAUUCAGUGGGCUGUGAACCAACACUGCAUGGAAACAGCAUUAACAUGAACACACAAGAGAAAACAGUGCUCGGUUUGGGAACAGCUUUGGGUUUGUGUGCACUUCUGAUUUUCUGUCUCAUUUAUUUCAUACUGAGGAGAAGAAAAUGGGAUAAAAUGAACACUUCUAUAGAAGAUUCUAAAGGAAUGAAUCAGGUACGUGAAUCUGAAGCUGAAUCACUGAAUUAUGCAGCUUUGAAAUUCUCCAAGAGGAAACCCAAAGCUGGAAAAAAGAAAACUGACUCUUCGGAUGAGUGUGUGUACGCCGAUAUCCAGUCCAACCCGGGAGACGCUGGGUUGCUGCACAAUCCCUCACAGAGUCAGGAGUUUAUCAGCCUGAUAAAGAGCUCAUCUGAUGAAGCCAUGUACUACUGUGCACUGACGGACUCCAGCCUUGUGUUUGCAGAUGGAACUUAUUUAAAAAUUAAAGGUGAACAUGUUACUAUUGAAUCAGAAACAUCUAAACCAGCUCUGGGUGAUAAUUCAGUGGGCUGUGAACCAACACUGCAUGGAAACAGCACUAACAUGAACACACAAAAGAAAACAGAGUUUGAGAUCAGUGAGAAGUGCAGUGUGUCGCUGUCCAUGGUGUUGAAACUCCUGUAA